AUGGUAGAGUGUCUGCCUGCAGAGGGAGAGGAUCCCCUCUUCCUCCUCCUCUCAUCCACACCCGCUACAUCUCUUUCUCACCAACACCGUCUUCCUCUUUACCCAACAAAUCUUCCUCCCUCUCUUGUCCAAACCUUCUAUCUCUGCUUCCCUUUCUCAUCCACACCCUCCCCUCUCCCACAUCCACACUCUCUUCCGCCCUCUUUCACCCAAACUCGGCCCUCUCUACUUAAACCAUCGUCAUCAACACCUUCUUUCCCUGCUUCGCCUUUCAUCCACACCUUCUUUUUCUGCUUCUCCUCUCAUCCGCACCAUCUUUCUCCGCUUCUCCUCUCAUCCACACCCUCUUUUUCCGCUUUCCGUCUCAUCCACACCCUCUUUCUCCGCUUCCCCUCUCAUCCUCUCCCUAUUUCCCCGCUUCCCUUCUCAUCCACACCUUCUGUCUCUGCUUCCCCUCUCAUCCACACCCUUUUUCUCCGCUUUCCGUCUCAUCAUUGCAAAACCUUCUUUAUCCGCUUCCCCUCUCAUCCUCACCCUAUUUCCCCGCUUCCCCUCUCAUCCACACCCUCUUUCUCCGCUUUCCCUCUCAUCCUCACCCUAUUUCCCCGCUUCCCCUCUCAUCCACACCCUCUGUCUCUGCUUUCCCUCUCAUCCACACCCUCUUUCUCCGCUUUCCGUCUCAUCAACACCCUCUUUCUCCGCUUCCCCUCUCAUCCUCACCCUAUUUCCCCGCUUCCCCUCUCAUCCUCACCCUAUUUCCCCGCUUCCCCUCUCAUCCGCACCCUAUUUCCCCGCUUUCCAUCUCAUCCACACCCUCUAACUCCUCUUUCCCUCUCGCCCACACCCCAUUUCUCUUCUUCCCCUCUCACCAAAAACCUCUUUCUCGGCUUCCCCUCUAAUCCACAUCCCCCUUCUCUUCUUCCCCGCUCAUCAACACCCUCUGUCCCCGCUUCCCCUCUCAUCCACACCCUCUUUCCCCGCGUCCCCUCUCAUUCACACCCUCUUUCUCCUCUUCCCCUCUCAUCCUCACCCACUUUCUCCGCUUCCCCUCUCAUUCACAUCCUCUUUCCCCGCUUCCCCUCUCAUCUACAUUUUCAUUCUCCGCUUCUCCUCUCAUUCACUCCCUCUUUAUCCGCUUCCCCUUUCACCUACUCCCUCUUUUUCCGCUUCCCUCUCAUACACGCCCUUUUUCUUCUCUUCCUCUUCCAUCUACAACCUCUUUCUCUUAUUCCCCUCUCAUCAACAACCUCUUUCUUUGCUUCCCCUCUAAUCCACAUCCCUUUCCCUGUUUCCCCUCUCAUCCACGCCUCUUUCUCCGCAUCGUCUCUCAUCCAAAUUCUCUUUCCCAGCAUCCCCUCACAGUCAUACCCUCUUUCUUUGCUUUUCUUUGUCACCCAAACCAUUUCUUUAAUUCACCCUCUCAUCCACUCCCGCUAUUUCUGCUCCCCCUCUCAUCCAUACCCUCUUUCUCUGCUGCCCUUCUUUUCCACACCUUCUUUCUCUUUCUAA
Messenger RNA from Mya arenaria, 1509 nucleotides. RefSeq lists its product as uncharacterized. The transcript has 2 exons. The coding region runs from base 1 to 1509 and encodes 502 amino acids. The record is from RefSeq and is a predicted model, not a curated record. NCBI's taxonomy places the organism in Eukaryota, Metazoa, Mollusca, Bivalvia, Myida, Myidae.